Epinephelus moara (kelp grouper) is the source of this 3615-nucleotide messenger RNA. RefSeq names its product zinc finger and BTB domain-containing protein 12-like. The transcript has 5 exons. The record is from RefSeq and is a predicted model, not a curated record. Lineage: Eukaryota; Metazoa; Chordata; Actinopteri; Perciformes; Serranidae. Gene Ontology annotation, molecular function: protein binding; RNA polymerase II cis-regulatory region sequence-specific DNA binding; DNA-binding transcription factor activity, RNA polymerase II-specific. The coding region runs from base 303 to 2000 and encodes 565 amino acids. Gene Ontology annotation, biological process: regulation of transcription by RNA polymerase II.
GUUUUACGACUGACCGCAAGGGAAAGCCUCCCACGGAAACCGACUCAAAGUCAGUUUGGUGGCGACAGACCAGCGUUUUGUGUUUACUGUCACGAGAUGCGCUUCCUCCAAAAAGAGGCCAAAAGUAAACAGAAAUCGAGGUAGUAAGGAUGGCUAAUGGCAGCAGGCAUGAGGAAACACAGCCAGCUAACGUCUACUAACAUCACCUGAAUCAACUGUUAGUUAGCUGUCCUGUCGAAACAAACCCACAUUUGUGUUUUUUUAAAGCCCAGGAGACUUUCAACAAAAGGGAAAGGGAAAAGAUGGAGAUGCUGUGUUUUCGGUUACCGGGGCACGGGGACACUACCCUGAAGCACCUGAAUUCACUGAGGUCUCGUCAGCAUUUCUGUGACAUCACCAUUGUGGCCAGUAACAACCAGACUUUCAGGGGGCAUAAGGUGGUGCUGGCAGCCUGCUCGCCCUUCUUAAGGGACCAGUUCCUCCUCAACCCUUCCCCCAAGCUUCAGGUGUCGAUGCUGUACAGCUCCUCAGUGGUGUGUGAUCUCCUUCAGUCUUGUUACACUGGCGUCCUGCAGUUCAACCCAGAGGAGAUUGUCAACUACCUGACCGCUGCCAGCUACUUACAGAUGGAGCAUAUUGUGGAGCGCUGUCGAGGAGCAUUGAAGAAGUAUGUGCAGCUGAAAAGCCCCAGUCCACCAAAGAUGACUUCAGAGGAGAGCCAGCCUCGGCCAUUGAUUGUCAGCGCAAGUGUUUAUUCUGGUGCGUCUCCUCCCACCAGCCGACCCUCCCCUGGGCACCCACACAGUCCUGCAGUUCGCUCGGUGGAGGAGAACAGUGGCGACAUGUCUGCCCAGGGUAGCAGUCAACACCACGAUGGCAGUCCGAUACUGGAUGAGCCGUACAUUAAGCUCAACACAUCGGACGAUGAACAGGCCAGAGAGGACUACGAAAUGAUCAGAAUAUUUGAAGAGGAGGAGAGAAGACACAAAGAGGAGGAGAGAGGAGCUCCCUCUGAUGGACCUCAAGAGUUGUGCUAUCCAGAGACAGAAGGUGUUGUGAUUGGAGAAGGCGGUGAAUAUGACCUGAAUCCAACAGAAGAAGGUCUCAGUACAGGAGGACUUUCAGUGGAGGGGCUGCGUGCUUUCAGACGCAGGUCUGACCCUAAGAUUGGCCAGGGCAGAGGGAGAGGCAGGGGGCGGGGUUUUAAGAGGAGAAGGUGGGUGUCAUCACAGGAGAAAAGACCUCUAGGCAUGGCUCACCACCAGGAUUUGUGGUACCUAUCAACAGCAGGGAUGGGAGGGAAUUUCGGCUUGGACUACAGCCAAGAAGGGCUUAAGACAGGAAGUUAUGUCUCAGUUGAGCUCCCACAGUUAGACUUCAGCAUGGGUGAUGCUCAGGGAGAAAAGGUCUCACCACUGGCUGCCAACAGUUUGACCCAGUACGCCCUGGAGGAGUCUAGUCCUGGUGAGGGGAGUUCAGGGCUGACAACUGUUGGUACAAACGAGGGAGGGGAUGAGUCCGUCGCCGUGGUGGGAUCCACCUCCAGUGUAGCCGGGCCUGUAAUCUGUGAGCACUGUGGCAUGACGUUCCCCUCAGCCCACUCCCUUGCCAUCCACUCCCGCUCCACUCACCUACUGUACGCCUGCCCCUGCUGCGGCAAACACUUCCACCACUCCGCCAACCUCACCCGACACAUGGCCGUGCACCGAGGCGCCGGCAAAACCCACCAGUGCCCUUUGUGCUACAAGACUUUCACUCAAAAGUCCACACUGAUAGACCACAUGAACCUCCACAGUGGUGAGCGACCGCACCGCUGCGCAUACUGCCACGCCCGCUUUGCCCACAAGCCCGCCUUACGACGCCACCUGAAGGAGCAACACGGAAAAACCACGGGGCAGAACUCCCUGCAUGAGCAGGAGGAAAGGGAGAGAGCCGGAGGAAGAAUAAGGGAGGAAGAGCAAGAAUGCCUCGUUACUGAACAGGUGUCACAGACCGUUUAGAGACAGUCAAGUGUCUGAGCAUCUUUGCAGAGAGAGGAGUGUGAUGAGUCCAGUGGGAGGUCAGUCAGUGGGGUCACAUUCCCCAUGCAGAUAGUAAGCGUUAAGUGCCGGAAACUGGCUGCGAGGCCUUUAAAAUGUCAGACUGUGAAAACAAAAACCCUUUUAAAUAAAAUGUGUUUCAAAUUUGCAUAUGAAUAAGUAAUGGACGUGGGUAAAAAUGACCAAGACUGUCCUCCAUCCUCCCGUGGUGAGACAAGAGGCCUUUUUCACAGCAGACAUUUUGACUUGUUACAGUAAGAAUAACACAUUUUAUCGAUAUCAUUAAUGAUGGCUCCAUAGAAACAGAUUGAGAGUAAACAUAGCAGGAUGGUCAGAGUGGCAGCCAUUGUUGUGUGCUGUCAUUGCAACAGUUGGAAUCAACUUGCAGUAAGUUGCAAACUCACUGAGAUGAGGUUUUGCAGCAACGACCAAACAAACAGUGGAGUAGUAACGUUAUGUUUUUAAAUACGCAAUCCAUAACUUUUAAAGUAUUGCCUUAACUGUUAUUUAUCUUUAUUUUAAUGCUUUUAAUUGCAUUCAGCUGUCAUUACGUAUGGCUGUGGAAAUUAGUAACCUCUGUACAAAUAAUUCAUUACAUUUCUGCAAACUGUGAUCACUGUAAAAUCUCUAAUCAUUUUUAACGUCAGAAGGAUGAUCAAUAUGCUGAAACUGACUUAACAAGGUGCUUCAAAAUAUUAACAAAGAGAUGACGGCAAAAUGUAGGCCUAAUCUAAAAGGAAUGAUGAAAUUAAUUGAUCCUUAAUAUAUAUACCAAUGUUUUUCCAUGUCCCAUAAAUAGGAUCUCUUGAAUUACAUUUAAUCUCGUCCUAUCACAUCACCUGCAGCUAUCUCAGCUAGAAGUGUGCGUACACUGGUCUGAAGAUUGCGUGAGGUGCGCAUUUUCACCGCCUUUUCUUCUUUUAUAAAUACCAGUUUAUGUGUGACGGAAAGUGCACACAAGGUUUUUGUGCGUACACAUUGUUUAAGUGUCUGGCCUCAGGACCCUGAAACUGAAGCAGUGAAAUGGAACUAUCAUUAAUUUUUUAUUAUUUCUACCUGUUACUUUUCCUGCUGUGACAUGUCAAAAUGUCCUUGGUGACAAAAGCAUAUUGGAUUUCACGUCUUAAAAUAGUCUCAUUAGUUUGAACUGUAAACUUGAAUAUAUGGAACGUUCAGUGCGACGACUGGCCAGUUCACAGAAAAGAUGUAAAUGAGUGUAAAUAAAAGAAUAUAAAAGUCUCCUCUUAGUUACAUGAAAACAGUCAACUGUAUAAUAUACUGAUGGUAGUGGUGUUGUCUUCACACUGAGCCUGAGCGGCAUCUCUCUCUCUCUCCCUUGUUAGUUUUGUUACAGGUGCUGUUCUUUCAAACUUUUGAAGAUCUAAUACAACUUAUUCCUCUGUUGAAAAACGUUUAGCUGAUACAUUUUGAAAGUGGGAUUUCUAAGGAUUCAUGGUUACUUUACUCUGGCUUUUGUGUGAUCGACUGCCCUUCUAGUGUUUGGAAGGGCAAAAUUGGUCUCAGGUCAUCUGUGCCUUUCUGUUAAUAAACAUAUAAUAACACACACCUAAUAAAA